Penicillium soppii is the source of this 1020-nucleotide messenger RNA. RefSeq lists its product as uncharacterized. Lineage: Eukaryota; Fungi; Ascomycota; Eurotiomycetes; Eurotiales; Aspergillaceae. The coding region runs from base 1 to 1020 and encodes 339 amino acids. The record is from RefSeq and is a predicted model, not a curated record. The transcript is spliced from 2 exons.
AUGACUGACUCUCCUCGCAGCUUGCAAGAUCUGUUUGAGGAGCUCGGGAUCCCCCCAAGCGACCAGGCCUUUGUGCUUCGCCUUGUCAAUUCCGAACGCGCCCACCGUGUCAUCCAAUCUUCCACCCUCCAUAAUACAUCUGACAAUCCCGACGGCCCACAACGCAGCAGAUCGAUUCACUACUCAGAGGAGUGGAUUUCUCUCAUCUCUGAAGAUUCGAAUAAUUUGAUCUCCGAAUUAUCCCAACUACCUGUAUCGGACAACGAGGCUCCCAACCCCGGAUUUCACGAUCCAGCUGGUUCAUCAGUCUACGACAGCGACGUAAGUGAUCUCCCUGGUUCCAUAAUUGGCCUCGACCUGAACGCUGGAACCCAAAACAACCUCCCAAUACUCUCGGACCCAUCGGAUUCAAUCCAAACCAUUACUUUUGAGGAAAUACUAGAAUCUUUCCCACGGCCUCCGGCUAGUGACAGCCCGGUCGGAGAUCAGAUUACUCCUGGCACCCACCGUGCCUCUCGACAAGUCAUACCUAUAAACAGUUCCCAGGCUAAUAUAUCUACCCUUGGCAGCAGAGAAUCAAACCACUGCAUUCCUCCUCCUGUCUCACUAUCAUCUUCUGUCAACAGUCGGACUUUCGUUGAAUAUCGUCCCAACUCCUGGCGAAGCUGCUCGUUCAGAGAAGUUUAUCUCCCCAUUGUUCCAUCUCUUAGCACACCAUUGGAGCCCGAGGACUUCCUUCAAUCCCAAGAGCUCGCAAACCGACACAGCGCUUUCCCUCCGCUCGUCCGAUCAGAGCUCGAGCUCGGUAGCGCCACAGUACACCGCCAUCAAUUCAACACUGACUUCAUAGGGCUUCGUACUCGCACGGCCCCUCCGCGACACUACAGACAAUCGCCUCUCCGAGUCUCUUCUCGUACUUCCUUGGUAUCCAUUGCUUCGAAGCCAUUACCCCCUUUGCCGAAGCCCAAGAAGAACUUCAAGGAUAGGCUCAAACUAUUCCUUCCCCAUCUUUUGUGUUAA